AGCGUCGUUGAGUGGGGUGAAGGAAGGAGGAACUGCUGCAACCCGAACCGGAAGGUCGCAACCAAGUAGCGAGGAGUUGCUCAAAGCUCAAGAAGCAUGGGAUCGGAAGGAUCGCCAGGCUUUUCAGUACCUGUGUUGGGCUUUGGAGGGGCAACUUGAGCUUCUUAAGAUGCUGAUUGACCUGAAGGGGAAGGAAG
Closterium sp. NIES-67 is the source of this 197-nucleotide messenger RNA. The record is from the annotation of a GenBank genome assembly. Lineage: Eukaryota; Viridiplantae; Streptophyta; Zygnematophyceae; Desmidiales; Closteriaceae.